GGCAAUGGUGGAACACAGAGAUAAGCAGAAUUCGGCUAAAAUUCCUCCAGAUAUGGUUAUUGGCCCUGAUGGCAAACCGUGCAAAAUAUGUACUGCAUUCCGACACUGGUCUCCAACAGGUUACAAAGACUCCAAGUCGACUUCGGGUGGGGAAAAAAAGUCUACUGCAGCUAUGAUGGCAACCUUUGCCUUUGGAAAAGGCUUCGAUAACGAGCGCAUCAACGCACGGUCUUCUCAGUGCCCUCCUGACGUCGAGCAGCUUGGGCGCGCAACAUGGACAUUCCUUCAUACUGCCGCCGCCUACUAUCCAGAACGGCCAACACCAAAUCAACGAGCGAACAUGCUCAAUCUUCUUCAUUCAUUGCCCACACUUUACCCAUGUUCACACUGUGCCUCGCAUCUUGGAGACAACCUGAAGGAACAUCCCCCAGACGUGAGCGGGAAGGCUGCGCUGAGUCAUUGGUUAUGUCAGAGGCAUAACGAUGUGAACGAGAGGCUUGGGAAGGAGAGGUUUGAUUGCACGAAAACAGACGAGAGGUGGAAAGAUGGUCCGAGCGACGGGAGGUGUGACUAGCUGUGAAAAGACAACUACACUAAUGGUCGUAUGCAAACGUCACGCUCGGAAGCCCGCUUACUCAACUCCCUGGUUACUCGUAUUAAUGUCCAUCUCCUUUACUAUCGGUAGGAGAGUGUUUCAAAUUUAUUUUGUUUUUUACUAUGGCCCUCUCAAUUCGGUAGCUU
Messenger RNA from Serpula lacrymans var. lacrymans S7.9, 741 nucleotides. RefSeq lists its product as uncharacterized. The transcript is spliced from 2 exons. The record is from RefSeq and is a predicted model, not a curated record. Gene Ontology annotation, molecular function: flavin adenine dinucleotide binding; flavin-dependent sulfhydryl oxidase activity. NCBI's taxonomy places the organism in Eukaryota, Fungi, Basidiomycota, Agaricomycetes, Boletales, Serpulaceae. Gene Ontology annotation, cellular component: mitochondrion. Bases 5 to 574 code for a protein of 189 amino acids.